Polistes dominula (European paper wasp) is the source of this 673-nucleotide messenger RNA. RefSeq lists its product as uncharacterized. Gene Ontology annotation, molecular function: protein binding. The record is from RefSeq and is a predicted model, not a curated record. NCBI's taxonomy places the organism in Eukaryota, Metazoa, Arthropoda, Insecta, Hymenoptera, Vespidae.
AUUCCUAUCGGGAAUAAAUUAUGUUAUUAAUUUCGUAAAAGAUGUUUUAUUCGCAUGAACUGCUUUCUCUGCGACAAAAAGGAAAACUUGCACGAUGUUGGUUAGCUGCAACAGUCAACGAUAGAAUAUUCAAGCAAAUGUGUAAAUCAUCAUCCGUGAAUAGAAUUAAUCUCUGUGAACUAUGCAUGGAAAUAAUGAAUACUGUUCAAAUAGAAAGUAAUGAAACUAGUAGACGAUUUAGUUUAUACUUGUCAUCCCAACUUAUGUAUGGAGCAGCAAAACUUCUUUUAUAUCAGACCACCAGUUUACAAACUCAAGUUUUUCAAAUAAAUACAAAAGUAUUGUACCACAAAAAAAGUAAAAUAGAUGAAAGAACUACUGUUGUAAAAGAUUUAAAUUUGUAUAACAUAACUUCUGUAAUCCAAGAUCUUAAUGAUGUUCAAUUAGAUAAUGCUUCAUCUGUUGCUCGUGAUGAAUUUAACAUAAACACUAAAAUAGAAGCGAUGAGAAAUAUUUGAGAGAAUACAUAUCACUGAUUCUAAUCUGGACAGAGAAUUAAGUGAUACAUCUACUGCAAAUAAAAUAACUUUGCCAAGUUUAGAAGAACCUGAUGUAUCGGGGCAUGAAUUAGAAACAGAAAUUUCAUUUUCUGAUCGUGAUGACAUAAUCAUAG